AUGUCUUCCGGUGCCAUGCAAUCCAAGGUCGGAAACUCUCAGGUUUACGAGAACGGCGAUCAGCGGAACGCGCCCUCAACCCACCAGUCUCAACUAGAGAAGCCCGCCGACCUCGGGCAGAAGAACGCGCACGACAUCCACGACCCCAAGGAUAACCGUAACCUUGAUCAGCGUAUGCAACAAGAACUCAAGGAGGAGCGGGAUUCCGAGCGCAGGGAUCGCGAGCGUACUGUCACCGACCCUCUUGAGGCAGCCCAGAGCCACGGCAACAAGCCUUCGCGGGGUGCCCAGAUCGACGCAGAACUACAGAGGGAGGACGAGGAGCUCAUCAGGAAGAAGGAUGCCGCGUCGCAGUAG
Molecule: messenger RNA, 357 nt
Organism: Trametes versicolor FP-101664 SS1
Lineage: Eukaryota; Fungi; Basidiomycota; Agaricomycetes; Polyporales; Polyporaceae
Exons: 3
Coding region: 1-357 (118 amino acids)
Source: RefSeq, a predicted model, not a curated record